This is a messenger RNA of Striga asiatica, 684 nucleotides long. The record is from the annotation of a GenBank genome assembly. Lineage: Eukaryota; Viridiplantae; Streptophyta; Magnoliopsida; Lamiales; Orobanchaceae.
UCUGACAUCACCACUCCUCUACCCAAAGCAGCAGAAUUCCACCACCCCAUCUCCACCGCCAAUCAGAUCCAAACCCUAGUUGCGACCACCGUUCCCCUUGUUCCUCCUCUGCCGCCGCCGCCCAUCGAGCAUCCGCUUCUCUCCCGUCCGUCCAUCGCCACCACCCUCGUUGUCUUGAUGCCAUUCUUUUCCCCGAGCACGGCCUGCCCCUCUAUUCUUCCUCUUACGCUGAUGUCAUGUGCAACCCGUUCCAUGAUAGGUCCUCGAAGUCCAACGGCAACAGGGCCGUCUCCGACGAGGAGGUUGCAGAGGUCCUCCACUCAUCAGUCGACCGGGUCGCCUGUUGUUUCUCAACGCGGUCCCCAGAUGGGAGCUUCUUCCGAUUGUAGUGAAGUCUUGAAGGGAGUGGUGCUGGAGUAUAGUGAUAAUACACGAUUAUUGGUCAAUUUUGAUCUUUCAAGUAAUCAACUAGUUGGAGAAAUCCCUGUCGAGCUGACAAACCUCACUCACUGGCUUGAUGGGGAGAGGAAAGCUCUUCUGAGGUUUAAAACAAGCCUGUUGGAUGAGUCUAACAGGCUUUCCUUGUGGAAUUACACUGGAUACAAAUGUUUUGCUUGGCAAGGCGUAAAGUGUGAUAAAGCGACUGGGCACGUUAUCGAGCUUGAUCUCAGAAACCGAAGUCGA